This is a messenger RNA of Phoenix dactylifera (date palm), 609 nucleotides long. RefSeq lists its product as uncharacterized. NCBI's taxonomy places the organism in Eukaryota, Viridiplantae, Streptophyta, Magnoliopsida, Arecales, Arecaceae. The record is from RefSeq and is a predicted model, not a curated record.
AUGAAGGAAUCAGGCGACUCCACCACCAACCGCCGCGGCCGCCGCCGCCGCCUCAUCUGCUGCGGCGGCUGCCUCCUUCUCCUCAUCGUCCUCGGCGUCGUCGUCGUCGUCCUCUACUUCACCCUCUUCAGGCCUCGCGAGCCCACCAUCCAGAUCGUGUCCACCCGCGUCGCCGGCGUCUCCCCGCGCGUCACCCUCCCCGCCGUCCGCAUCGAGAUCAACAUGACCCUGGACAUCGACGUCCUCGUCCACAACCCCAACCGCGCCUCCUUCGACCACGGCCAGGGCCACACCAUCCUCCGAUACCGCGGGACCCAGGUCGGCGACGCCGACGUGGCCCCCGGCCGAGUGGCGCAGCGGGGGGACAGUCACGUGCAUCUCAAGCUCCGGGUGUUGGGCGACCGGCUCACGGCGCAGCUCGGGAGCUUUUUGGCGGACGUGGCCGCCGGCGAGUUACCGUUCGACUCAUCGACGAGGGUCCCCGGACGGAUCACCUUCCUGGGGUUCAUCAAGUUCCACGCGGUGGCGAAGUCCGAGUGCAACGUGGUCAUUGGGGUCCCGGACCUCGGGGUGAAGAGCCAAGAUUGCACCCAGAAGACCAAGCUCUGA